AUGAUAUCUGUACUGCUACUGAUAUUCCUAGUCGAGCUCGGUGUUCACCUUGUGAAUACUGUCGGCGCCGCGACGAUAAAUAAUCUAUUAUGGAACCUAUAUCUAGCUCUCCCGACCGAAUUCUCGAAGCAGGCGGCAGAGAAGAAGACUCUGCAAAGGGAAUAUCUUACGAUCCGCCGCGACCUGAAUGCUACGAGCAGUCAGGACCAGUUUGCGAAAUGGGCAAAGCUCCGACGGCAGCACGAUAAGCUAUUGGAACAGUUAGAGAAGAUGAAAGCCUCAUACGAAAGCGCCAAGUCGAGAUUCGACAGUACCGUCAACAUUCUACGUUGGUUAGCGACAUCCGGGUUGAAGUUCCUCCUCCCUUUCUGGUACGCAAAGCAGCCCAUGUUCUGGCUCCCGCGCGGCUGGUUCCCAUACUACGCCGAGUGGAUUCUGUCCUUUCCACGAGCCCCCGUGGGCAGCGUUAGCAUCGCAUCGUGGCAGGUAGCCUGUGCCGGGAUAGUCUCAUUGGUGAGCGAUACCGUUACGGCAAUUCUAGGAUUGUUACGAGGUGCAAGCAUCGCAGAGAAACAACCAGUCAAGAUGACGGCAGAGAAGGACAUGAAAGCUAAUAUAACGCCCGCCGUCUCCAGGAUAAAGUCCCUCCUCAUAUUCUUCGGCCCAAUGCUCCUCCCCAAGGCCAUAACCUACUACCGCUCCGUCCGCAACGCGCCCCGCGCCGCCGGCGUCUCGAUACAGCCGGUGCCGCCGCAAGCUCUACGCGCCAUCGCCGCGCUCGUCGUGGGCGGUCUAGUCCUGCUCUUCGGCCUCCUUCCCAUCUUCUCCCCCGAGAACGUCUUCGUGCGCACGCAGUCCCGCCUGCAGAUCCCGACCGACGUACUCUUCAACCGUCUCGCGUCUCUACGCCCCCUCUCCGCCGCCGACGACGCUCUGCGCGCGCGCUUCGUAAACCUAGAGUCUAGAUUGCUAUACCUACAAUUCGGCCCCGAGGUCCUAGCCACCUGUCCCUUUUGCACCUCCGACGAUCCCCGCUCCUACUUCUACUACGCUCUUCCCGCGCUCCUCUCGCAACAUCUCAUCAACCUCGUUCUCGCCUCCCUCGCAACCUCCGAGCUCAUAUCUGGGUCCUACGGCCCUAAGUGGCGUGCCACCGCCGCCGUAGCCAGCGGUCUCGGCGCCGCUCUCGACGUAUACCUCGCCAACUCGUAUAACUACCAAGCGAACGCGCGAGCUACACGCUUGACCGACCUCGAUCCUUUCUUCUGGACCUCGCGCACGGCACGACACCUCGGGCUCGCAUCUCUCGAUUUCCUCCUGGCUUACUUGCUGUACCUCUCUAGCACCAACCGAGCCUUCGUCGCCCCGCCGAGCCCCGCCGCGCGCGUGGAAGCCAUAACGCGGCAACUGCAAGGGACGAAGGGACGGUUGAACGCAGUGGGGAUAAUUAAGAACACGGCGAACCGGGACGAGGAGCUACGGACACGCAGCCAGGCGUACUGGCGCCACGAGGGCGUGGUGAUGCAGGAGGUUAUGGAGGAGCGCGAGGUAGUCGAGGGUGUAAAUGAUGCGCUACAGAAUCGUAUUAAUAUUGGUGAUAUUACGAGAGACGCCGAUGCUUACGCGCUGAAUGUGUUGCCGAGGAUGGAAGAGGCGGUUACAUCUGAGAUGACUGUGGGAUAA
Molecule: messenger RNA, 1683 nt
Organism: Daldinia vernicosa
Lineage: Eukaryota; Fungi; Ascomycota; Sordariomycetes; Xylariales; Hypoxylaceae
Product: CHD5-like protein-domain-containing protein
Exons: 4
Coding region: 1-1683 (560 amino acids)
Biological process (GO): tail-anchored membrane protein insertion into ER membrane
Cellular component (GO): GET complex
Source: RefSeq, a predicted model, not a curated record